Prorocentrum cordatum is the source of this 1158-nucleotide messenger RNA. Lineage: Eukaryota; Dinophyceae; Prorocentrales; Prorocentraceae. The record is from the annotation of a GenBank genome assembly.
AGCCAUUCUGGCUCAAGGUGUUUUGAAUCAGUCGUGCGCGCGUCGUUCAAUUUGACCCGCAGAAAGCAUUCGUCAGCGCGCCUGAGAAGCGAGUGUGCAUGUGCGCGCUCUGAUUACGAAAAGUGUCGGUUCCAUGUGGUGUACAAAUGACAGCAGGCCUUGUCUGCUGACGGCACGCCUAUCUGCGGCUGUAGUACCGUGGUUGCCUCCUAGUUGGAUUUUGGUUAUUGUGUGCCUCGGACGAUUCCAUCUGAACACUGGCGUGGCGCUCAACCCCACCCAGGAGGCUGCUGGCAGGGCGGGGUCCAAGUGUUGUCAGAUCGAGUUCGGCAUUCUGGAACCAGUGUUUUACAAUGUGUCCGACGGCCUUUCGAGCAUCCAGCUGACGAUGAGCAGUCUUGCUGGCUCUAACGCAGAGGUUAAAGACAAGAUCUGUAUACAGCCCCAGGGUAAACUAUCGCUCAGAGACUGCAACAACGCCGAGUACAGGACCAGCGAUGACCACACGGUGUUCAAGUUGCUGGAUGUCAAAACUCUCCCCGACGAUAUAUGUGAGGGUGACGAGGCCAUCAAAGAGUGUGGUGAUUUCGAUGAGUGGAAGAUCGUGCUUGUAGAGAACGGGCUUCAGACAAGCCGUUCGGAUGCCGCAUUCCCCGAUCUGGCCGCCAAGGAUUGGGGCACCUCGAAGUAUCAGUCAGAAAGUCUCUGGGGUGCACGGAAACGCUUCGUUGGAGAACGAUAUUUGAAGGCUUUCGGCCAUUGGCGCGCCCCCCCUUUCUCUGCCUUCGGCUUUGAGUCGGGCAUGCCGCCCUACAGGAGGCAUGGUCAAUUAUAGUCAACAUGUGGAGACGAUUUUGUUGACAAUGAUUGACGACGUGUUCUUGAUGUGUUGGUUAUUGAGCAUUUCUCGUCCAAAAUCGACCUGACGCUAGGCGUCCAGGGAUCCCUUGUCGCCAUCAUUGCCGUCGUCAUCCUCCUACCUAAGGCGGUUGUUCUUCCCCACGGCCGCCAGAGGGGUUUCCCCUCUCUCCUCGCAGGGGGGGGGGUCCCUUUGAUCCCUCGGGGGGCCCAGUAGGUCUACAUCGGCCCCUCUCAGGCCCAUGGCUUGGCCUUCUUGUGGAGGUUCCUGGAGCCUCCAGGGCUAGGAGCGUAGAGCAG